AGCCCGAAGUCAGCUAAAGGGCUAAUGAUAACUAUCAAAACGCCUCUCUGUGAUGUUAGCGACAGGGCCGUGUGGUGUCUAUCCUCUUGCAAGAAUAAUCAUGGCAUCAAUGAACUCCUGAAUGAAUCUCUUGAAUCGUACUGGCAGUCUGAUGGACCCCAACCACACACGGUCACUAUUCAAUUUCCACAGAAGACGGUGAUUUCAGAAAUCUGUCUGUACAAUGACUACCGAGUAGACGAGAGCUACACCCCUAGCCGAAUGGCAAUCAGAGUAGGUAAUCACAUUGGUGAUCUCGUUGAACUAACCGAGGUUGAACUUCAUGAACCCUCUGGAUGGUCGGCUCUCCCAUUGCAUUGGCCUAAUGGAGCACCAGUGAGCCUGUUCACCCUGCAAAUACGUAUCCUCGCCAAUCAUCAAAAUGGUCGAGACACUCACUUGCGAGCUGUCCGCCUCUUUGCACCCUGUGUGCCUUCUGGUAUUGAUGCUGCUCUUUCCCAGAAUCUUUUUUCGAACCCCUAUUCUGUUCAAGCUCGAUCCCAAUCUACCAUUCGAUGA
Molecule: messenger RNA, 558 nt
Organism: Rodentolepis nana
Lineage: Eukaryota; Metazoa; Platyhelminthes; Cestoda; Cyclophyllidea; Hymenolepididae
Source: the annotation of a GenBank genome assembly